ACAGCCGGAGCCUGGGAAGAGGCGGCCUCGGGCCGGAGGGGGCGUGGUGGGGAAGGGAAGGAGGGCGGGGGUGAGGGGAUAAGGAGGCCCGCGCGGCCCGCGCCCCCAGCCACUGCCCGCCCGGGAGCCCGGGUGCCGCCGCCUCCCGCUCGCUUCCCCUCGCCCAGGGGGGAAAGGUCAGCAGCGUCCUGGAGCCGCCGUGUCACUCCCCGACAGCCAUGAACUGCAGCGAGAGCCAGCGGCUGCGCACCCUCCUCAGCCGCCUGCUGCUCGAGCUGCACCACCGGGGCAACGCCAGCGGCCUGGGCGCCGGCCCCGGCCCGAGCAUGGGUAUGGGGGUCGGGCCCGACCCGUUCGUGGGCCGCGAGGCGACCAGCGCCAAGGGCGACGACGCCUAUCUCUACAUCCUGCUCAUCAUGAUCUUCUACGCCUGCCUGGCCGGGGGCCUCAUCCUGGCCUACACCCGCUCCCGCAAGCUCGUCGAGGCCAAGGACGAGCCGGCCCAGGCCUGCGCGGCGCACGAGUGGGCCGCCGCCGACGCUGAGACUGCGGCCGGCUCGCCGGCCCAGGGCCGCCGCCAGCUUGCCCCCGGGGCGCCGCCCGCCCCGGCCCAGGGCGCCGAGGGGGUCUAGAAGCGCGGCCCCGCUUGCUCGCGCGCGCGCGCGCGCCCUCCUGGUCUCCCGCGUCCCCGGGCGCGGCGCCCACCUUCUCCUUUCCUCCCCUUCCAGGCGCCGCCUCACCUGAGGCCCAGACGGGGAGAGGCCCGCAGACCUCGUCUGACAGGCCCUGGAAGGAGCACCACCCUACCCACCCUCCAGACCGCUUUUUCCCUCUUAACCCUCCCACCCGGCCACCCCAUGCCUACACCCCUACCCCGCACACCCAACUGCACUAAACUGCCUCUGCUCUCUUGUCUUCAGACAGCCCUGACACCAUGCUCCAGCCCCCUGGGAACUGAAUCCAACACGUCCAGCACUUGGCAUUGAAGUGAAGCAAUGAAGUCUAUCAGAACUCUGGGCCGUCUAAGCUUCUCCAGCGGCUGCCAGGGACUGCUCACUCCACGGAGCCAGCGGGCUUGCCCUCGCUGCCAGGCGGGCCGCGGCAGUUCCAGCUUCCUGUUGCCUUAGGGACUGAGACAAAGAAAAAUGAAGAGACCCCAGACAUCUUUCCCCUCCCUCCCUCUUGCAGCAGGGAGCUAGCAGGACACUAGGACCAGUCUGUGGGCUAGAAUGGACUUCAUGGGGACUGAAGGGGGGAGGGAAGCUGCAAGGGGAGGGGAAGAUAUAUGACCCCAACUGUAUGCCUUUCUUGCAUCCCGCUGUCAUCCCAAAAGUAACUGGCCUGAUUUUUAGCAGCGUGGCCAUCUUCUGGUGUGGGUAACCGUCCCUGGGUGUGUCACCUCCAUACCUCCAAAUGCCUCCCCUGUAUCGAUUCAGUUGCCAUGGCAGCUGUCUGCUUCAUGUAUGGAACAGGAGGCUCAGACGUUUCCCUCCCCUGUAACCUGGGGAAUAUCAGAGGCAGGUAAUAAAGGUUGUUUAAGCAAUA
Molecule: messenger RNA, 1545 nt
Organism: Prionailurus viverrinus (fishing cat)
Lineage: Eukaryota; Metazoa; Chordata; Mammalia; Carnivora; Felidae
Gene: KCNE5
Product: potassium voltage-gated channel subfamily E regulatory subunit 5
Exons: 1
Coding region: 219-632 (137 amino acids)
Biological process (GO): membrane repolarization during action potential; potassium ion export across plasma membrane; regulation of ventricular cardiac muscle cell membrane repolarization
Cellular component (GO): membrane
Molecular function (GO): voltage-gated potassium channel activity involved in ventricular cardiac muscle cell action potential repolarization; delayed rectifier potassium channel activity; transmembrane transporter binding
Source: RefSeq, a predicted model, not a curated record